Doryrhamphus excisus (bluestripe pipefish) is the source of this 3539-nucleotide messenger RNA. RefSeq names its product CCCTC-binding factor (zinc finger protein) (gene ctcf). The record is from RefSeq and is a predicted model, not a curated record. NCBI's taxonomy places the organism in Eukaryota, Metazoa, Chordata, Actinopteri, Syngnathiformes, Syngnathidae.
CUCGUUCGCCCUUAACGGCCGCCAUUUUGUGUGAGGCCCUCUAUUCUAAAGCGGGAGAAAAUUAUCAGGCCAGCACACUGCUUAUUCAGACGUCCACGAAGAAUUGAAGCGAGCACCCGCAUUCGACAGGCUUCGAACAGAAUAUAACGAUAAAAUAAGCACUCUGAGAGUGUUGACAGGCCGGUCGCCAUGGAGGGCGAUGUUGUUUCCAUGGAGACCACCCAUGCAGCAACCCUAGCUCCCGAAGGUGGGGUUCUGCCAGAAGCAGGAGAUGCUGUGAUCCAAGGGGUGGCGGGAGCAUCACAAGCCGUUGAGGUUCCAGGCAACAUGGAGAUGAUGGUGAUGGAUGCCCUGGAUCCGACUUUGUUGCAAAUGAAGACAGAGGUGCUGGAGGGAGGGGGCACAGUAACUGUAACUGGUGGAGAUGAGGGCCAGAUCAUCACCCUUCAGGUUGUAAAUAUGGAGGAGCAGGCUGGUGCUGCUUUAGGUCUUGGUCAGCUACAGCUUGUGCAAGUUCCAGUCACUACAACUACAGUAGAUGGCCUUCAGGGCACCUAUGUGGAUGGAUCAGCUAAUAAGGAUGCAGAGCCGGUUAUCUGUCACACACUUCCUUUGCCAGAAGGUUUCCAGGUGGUGAAAGUGGGGGCUAAUGGUGAGGUAGAGACUGUGGAGCAAGAGGAGCUUCAAGCCGUCCACAAUGAGCUUCAAGGGACAAGGGAAGAAGAGGGAGAGGAUGGCGAAGUGGCAGCAGAUCAAGAACCCACUGAGCCUCAAACAGGGUGGCAGAAGGACCCAGACUACCAGCCAAUUACACCAGUCCGCAAAGGAAAGAAGGGAAAGAAAAGCCGUCUACGUUAUGCAGAGGGCGACCGAGACAUGGAUGUUUCUGUGUACGACUUUGAGGAAGAGCAACAGGAGGGACUUCUGUCAGAGGUGAAUGCAGAAAAGGUUGUUGGAAACAUGAAGCCCCCUAAGCCAACUAAGAUCAAGAAAAAAGGUGUGAAGAAGACCUUCCAGUGUGAGCUUUGUAGCUACACUUGCCCACGACGCUCUAACCUGGACAGGCAUAUGAAGAGCCACACAGACGAGAGACCACACAAAUGUCAUUUGUGUGGAAGGGCCUUUAGAACAGUCACACUGCUGAGAAACCACCUCAACACCCACACAGGCACCCGACCACACAAAUGCACUGACUGUGACAUGGCGUUUGUGACCAGUGGAGAGUUGGUGCGCCAUCGUCGCUACAAGCACACGCAUGAGAAGCCCUUCAAGUGCUCCAUGUGUGACUAUUGCAGUGUGGAGGUGAGCAAAUUGAAAAGGCACAUCCGCUCUCACACCGGCGAGAGGCCCUUCCAGUGCAGUCUAUGCAGCUAUGCUAGCAGGGACACUUACAAAUUGAAAAGGCACAUGAGGACACACUCAGGCGAAAAGCCAUACGAGUGCUACAUCUGCCACGCUCGUUUUACCCAGAGUGGCACCAUGAAGAUGCAUAUUCUGCAGAAACACACAGAGAACGUGGCGAAGUUCCAUUGUCCACAUUGUGACACUGUCAUCGCACGCAAGAGUGACCUUGGCGUUCACUUGCGAAAGCAACAUUCAUUUAUUGAGAAGGGAAAGAAAUGUCGUUACUGUGACGCCGUUUUCCAUGAGCGAUAUGCUCUUAUCCAACACCAGAAGACUCACAAGAAUGAGAAACGUUUUAAGUGUGACCAGUGUGAUUACUGUUGCAAGCAGGAACGUCACAUGAUCAUGCACAAGCGUACACACACUGGGGAGAAGCCCUUUGCCUGCAGUCAGUGUGAGAAAACGUUCAGACAGAAGCAGCUUCUGGACAUGCACUUCAAACGUUACCAUGACCCCAACUUUGUGCCCACCGCCUUUGUGUGUAACAAGUGUAGCAAGACGUUCACCCGCAGGAAUACCAUGCUGCGCCACAGUGAGAACUGCAUGGGCGAAGUUCCUGGAGACCAAAAUGGAACUCCUCCGAAGAAGGGUCGCCGUGGUAGGAAGAGGAAGAUGCAGGACAGGCAUGAUGAUGAGGACGACACGGAACCUGAACUUGACGAGGAGAUUGAAGAUGAGGAUGAUUUGUUAACUGAGAUCGAAGUGGAACAGGCUCCACCAGUGGUUCCGAUCGCAGCUCCGGAGGAUCCCCCAGUCAAGAGGAAGCGUGGGCGCCCCCCAAAGAACAAGCCAGAUAUGGCUGCUAUUAUCCGCGUUGAGGACGAGGCCACUGGAGAGGUGGACGACAUCAUUGUGAAAAAGGAGGUUGGCGCAGAACAAGAAGAUAUGGAAGAGGGAGCCACACAUGAAGUGGUUGUCGGUGAAGGCGAUUCCACUAUUCAGAUGGAGGAGUUGUCCCAGGAACAGGAGAUGCAGCUGUCAGAGGCACCACCAAAUGGAGACCUCACCCCUGAGAUGAUCCUCAGCAUGAUGGACCGGUGAUGGCUGCAAGGGAUGACCCUGUAAACACAAAACAGACCCCGUUUCACAUCCACAUCUAAUUCUUGGCAUUUAGGAUUACCAACACUUGCAUUCGACAUAGACAAACAUCACUGUUGUAAUUUAAUGCAGGCUUGCUUUUUAAUCGUGCAUUGACAUGGAUGAGUGACAAAGACUUUUAAUACGGAUUUAUUUACCAAAAAAUCAUUUCAAAAUUUGUGUUUUGGGCUGGCUGUAAUUUCAUCACAGUAUCUUGAGCCUUCUCAUUGUUGUCCUUGGUGUUUAGUACAUUAGUAGGAACAUCAUUAUUAAUAAACCUAUUCUGGCAACGCUAUCAAAAAUCAUGCUUCCCUAAAUCCCAGACAUGUGCAUGUAAGUAUUCAGAGGAUCUAGGUGCAUAUUCAUCUCUGUCACCCAUGCCCAGUUUUUAUCGCCCUGUGUAUUUUUUUACUUGUUACACUUCUUGGUAAGGAUCACUUGUGUCAUCAGGUGAACAUUGUAAGCAGAUCAAUCACCAAGGUCAUGGAUCUUUCUGCACUUUUUCAGUCCAUGUUCAAUGUCCUCACUGAAGAGCCCGUUUUACCUCUUGGUUUGGAAGACUGCCCCCCAAAAGCCAUCUUUUAAUUGGCUUUUCAGUUCGACUCCUUAAACCUGCUGUUGGCCUUUGAUGGCAAAAACAACAGGAGACGAUAAAAUAUGUAAUCACUGUCCAGAGACCAGAAGAUAAUGUUAUUGUUAAUUACAGCAAAAAGAUUUGAAAUAUUUUUAUUGUAUUUUUAUUGUUUGGUUUCUUUGCUGUGGUUAGUAAAAAAAUAUUUUAACACCUAUUCUAGUUUAUCAAAGCUUCUAGUCUGCUUACUUUAUAUCUCUUCUUGCUACUGUAACACCCCUAGACGAUGUCUAUGUACAAAACAUUGUCAUUUUAUGUGCAAAGAAUGUCUUUCUUUUCUUUUUUUUGCUCCCUUGUGUAGCCAUUCCACUUUGGGUUCAUGGUUUCUUUUUGUACUGAUUGCAAUACCUUCUGGGCAGUGUGAUGUUUUCAAUGACUGGCAGUUGACAAAUGUAUGAUGGUACAACCAAUAAAAAGUAGACAUGGA